This is a messenger RNA of Danio rerio (zebrafish), 1895 nucleotides long. It is a transcript of the gene wwox, whose product is annotated as WW domain containing oxidoreductase. Gene Ontology annotation, cellular component: lysosome; cytoplasm; mitochondrion. The record is from RefSeq and is marked provisional. NCBI's taxonomy places the organism in Eukaryota, Metazoa, Chordata, Actinopteri, Cypriniformes, Danionidae.
AUUGUAACGCGUGUGUGCGCGCUGCCAAACAAACACCUCACAGAAGUUAAAGAGAUUUAUUAGCGUGGAAAUUCAAUAAUUUCGCAAUGGCGGCUCUCAAAUACGCCGGAAUGGAGGAUACAGACAGCGAAGACGAGCUACCGCCGGGCUGGGAGGAGAGGUCCACCAAAGACGGAUGGGUUUAUUACGCUAAUCAUGAGGAGAUGAAGACCCAGUGGGAGCAUCCCAAAACCGGCAAGAAGAAACGCUGUGCUGGAGCUUUGCCAUACGGAUGGGAGCAGGAGACCGAUGAUAAAGGCCAAAUCUUCUAUGUGGAUCACAUCAACAAGCGUAAGACGUAUUUCGACCCUCGGCAGGCCUUCACUGUAGAGGACAUGCAGGUGAAGCCUAAACGCUACGACGGAAACACCGGCGCUCUGGAGAUCCUGCAUGGCCAGGACCUGUCCGACAAGGUCAUCAUCGUCACCGGAGCCAACUCUGGCAUCGGUUUCGAGACGGCGCGAUCCUUUGCUCUUCACGGCGCGCAUGUGAUCUUAGCCUGCCGGAACCAAAGCCGAGCCAGUAAAGCAGCCAGUCUGAUCAUGGGCGAAUGGAGCAAAGCCCGUGUGGAAGUUUUACCGCUGGAUUUGGCAUCUCUGAGGAGCGUCCGACAGUUCGCAGAGCUCUUCAAAGCCACAAAACUGCCUCUGCAUGUGCUGGUGUGUAACGCUGCCGUCUGCUCACAGCCCUGGCGUCUGACGGAGGACGGGUUCGAAUCCACCUUUCAGAUCUGCCACCUGGGCCACUUCCUCCUGGUGCAGCUCCUGCAGGACGUCCUGCGGCUCUCGGCUCCGGCACGGGUCGUGGUGGUUUCCUCCGAGUCCCACAGGUUCACAGAUCUGCUGGACUCGUGUGGGAAUCUGGAUCUGGAUCUGCUGUCUCCUCCACAGAAGAACUACUGGUCUCUGCUGGCCUACAACCGAGCCAAACUCUGCAACCUGCUGUUCUCCAGCGAGCUGCACCGCCGCAUGUCCCCGCACGGCAUCUGCUGCAACGCUCUGCAUCCCGGAAACAUGAUGUUCACCUCCAUCCACCGCAGCUGGUGGCUCCUCACGCUGCUCUUCAGCCUCGCGAGACCCUUCACCAAGUCCAUGCAACAGGGAGCGGCCACUACCGUCUACUGCGCUGUGGCUCCAGAGCUGGAGGGUAUCGGCGGGAUGUACUUCAACAACUGCUUCCGAUGCCUGCCCUCCCCGCAAGCCCAAGACCCCGCAGCUGCCCUCAGUCUGUGGGAACUCAGCGAGAGGCUCGUCCAGGAGAGGUCCACCCCUCCUCAGGUGCUCUGACAACACACCAACACCGUCGGAUUCAGGCUUAGCAUAAUCAUUGUUUUGAAGGAGCAAGAAACGAUUAUAAACUGUACAAGGACAUUGGCAAUCAAGCUCGGAAGUUAUCUGGGAAUCGGAAGCUAGAACCACAUGGGCAGGGUCGUCUACAGCAGAUAAAGAGAUGCAGAGAGACAGCGAGAGAUUCAAUUCAAUUGCGUUUCUCUCGUUCUCAAAGGCAGGCGUAGCCACUCAAUCCCGCGUUAGGGUUUAACUAGGUCUAGAUCACUCUAUAAAUGUCUCCUUAACAAGCAAUAACGUUUGAGUUGUCUUUAGAGGGAAAGAAGAGGGGCUCGUCUAUAUGGUUUAAAUGGACACUUGCGGGAAAUACAAACACUUGUUAGGAGAUCUGUGUCAAUCUUUACGUCUGCUGUACAGAUAAAAAUGUCGAAUAAAUGUUGUAACCCUACAAAGACAUAAUGCGGGAAAUGUACAAUUUGUGAACUAUUUACAAAUCGUGGUGUCUUCACAUUGCUAAGAAUAGGCCUGUAUUGAUAUCCUGUACACAAUAUACAUGAUGCUCUCCUGAAA